CAACAUCCUCAUCUACAUCAGACCACUACUUGAGAAUCUCCGCCCCAUUCUCGACGAGUCGAAACAAUGGUUUCCUUCAAGUCUCUCCUCCUCGCCGCCGCGGCGGUCACUGCCGUCAUUGCUGCCCCGUUCGACUUCCUCAACGAGCGUGACGAUGGCAACUCGACCGAGAUCCUCGACAAGCGCCAGGUCACCCCCAACUCGGAGGGCUACCACAACGGCUACUUCUACUCGUGGUGGUCCGAUGGCGGCGGCUACGUUCAGUACACCAUGGGUGCUGGCAGCCGGUACUCGGUCCAGUGGAGGAACACGGGCAACUUUGUCGGUGGCAAGGGUUGGAACCCGGGCAAUGGCCGCACCAUCAACUAUGGCGGCUACUUCAACCCCAGCGGCAACGGCUACCUCUGCGUCUACGGCUGGACUCGCAACCCCCUGGUCGAAUACUACGUGAUCGAGAACCUGGGCUCCUACAACCCCGGCAACUCCGCCCAGUACCGCGGCUCGCACACCUCCGACGGCUCCAACUACAACCUCUACGUCUCCACCCGCUACAACCAGCCCUCCAUCGACGGAACCCGCACCUUUCAGCAGUAUUGGUCCAUCCGCGACAACAGGCGCUCGCAGGGCACCGUCAACAUGCAGAACCACUUCAACGCCUGGAACCGCGUCGGUCUUCCCCUCGGCCAGCACUACUACCAGAUCGUCGCCACCGAGGGUUACCAGAGCAGCGGUGAAUCCGACAUUUACGUCCAGACGCACUAAAUCCCUUACCUCAGGGCCAGUGAAGAGGCGUCUUCCGAGGCGCAUCUGGGGCCAUCGCCUUGCUUUUGCGACACUGUCACCGGGCCUCAUGGCAAGCUAGAUGGCCAUUCCCAUGUUCAAAAGUAGCGGGAAUUGGUGAAAAGGUCAUCAGAAGGGGAUGUAGUUUACGACGAGACGAGGGAUGAUGGACGAGGGGGGGGGUGUCGGUGGUCACACGCGUGGGUUAUUUGUUUGCAGCCUGUAUCUGCCCUUCUGCAGCCUCCUGGAUCCUUAGAAUGCUGGGAGGUUGGCCCUCUCAAUGAGAGCAUUCGAAUACAUCCUUGGACAACUCCAACC
This is a messenger RNA of Sodiomyces alkalinus F11, 1098 nucleotides long. Its product is annotated as beta-1,4-xylanase precursor. Gene Ontology annotation, biological process: xylan catabolic process. The record is from RefSeq and is a predicted model, not a curated record. Gene Ontology annotation, molecular function: hydrolase activity, hydrolyzing O-glycosyl compounds. The transcript is spliced from 3 exons. NCBI's taxonomy places the organism in Eukaryota, Fungi, Ascomycota, Sordariomycetes, Glomerellales, Plectosphaerellaceae. Bases 67 to 762 code for a protein of 231 amino acids.